AUGUUGCAAGGCAAGACUGCAUUUAUCAGUACCGGCGCUUCCCGCGGUAUCGGCGCAGAGGUUGCCAAGACACUUGCGGCACGCGGUGCAAAUGUCGUGAUUGCGGCCAAGAGCGCCGAGCCGCACAAGAUCCUCCCUGGCACGAUCCACUCUGUUGCAGACGAAGUACAUGCCAUUGCAGACAAGCAUCAAAAUGGAGCCAAAGCACUCCCUAUACAAAUGGAUGUGCGCGACGACCGCGCCGUGAAAGACGCCAUCGCAAAGGCGGUGGGCACGUUUGGCAACCUCGACAUUCUUGUGAACAAUGCAUCCGCAAUUAACUUGGGAACCACAGUUGACGCGAAACCAAAAAAUUACGAUCUAGUGAACAAUAUCAAUGCGCGCGGUACGUGGCUCGUCUCGCGCUACGCACUGGAGCACUUGUACCAAUCGGCCAGCGCGGGCCGCAACCCACACAUCGUGACGCUUUCGCCGCCAUUGAACCAGGGCCUCUUUGCGCGCCGCGACGACAAAAUGGACGCGUCUUUUGCGCAAACACGCGCCUUAUACGCCAUGUCCAAAUGUGCCAUGUCUGUAGCUGCGUACGCGCUCGCGGGCGAGGCCCUUCCUCGCGGCGUCGCAAGCAACACGAUUUGGCCUUACACGCUUAUCGGCACGAGUGCGAUGCGCGUUGUCAACCCUGGUGAAGGCGCGGAGCGUGGGUGGCGCUCCCCUGCAAUCGUCUCUGAUGCCGCUGUGCGUUUGGUGCAGGAGGACGCCAAGGAAUGGACGGGACGCUUUCUCAUCGACGAGCUAUACCUGCGCGAGCGCCACGGAUUUACUACGGAGCAGAUGGCAGCGUACUCAAUCGCGGGCCCCGACACGCCGUUCUCCGAUCUCUCUGAAGAUCUUUUCAUUACACAGGAAGUUCGCGAAGCAGUGCGUGCGUACUACUCAUAG
Molecule: messenger RNA, 939 nt
Organism: Malassezia vespertilionis
Lineage: Eukaryota; Fungi; Basidiomycota; Malasseziomycetes; Malasseziales; Malasseziaceae
Exons: 7
Coding region: 1-939 (312 amino acids)
Cellular component (GO): mitochondrion
Source: RefSeq, a predicted model, not a curated record